AUGAAGGCAUCUCUGAAGGGCAAGUACGAGACAGACAAGAGCAGCGCGGCUGCAAACAUCUCCGUUUUCGCCAGCGAUGUCAAGUUCCGAGCUUCACUUACCGACGCCACCUUCGCCGCCGGACCCAGCUUAAACGGCUUGGUUCUAGCCGUAGAAAAACCCGGCUCCUUCAUCGUCGAUUACAACGUUCCCAAAAAGGACUUUAGGUUUCAGUUCUUGAACUCAGUUAGGGUUGCUGGUAAGCCGUUGAAUUUGAAUUACAUUCACAGCAGAGGUGACAAUAGAACUAUUUUGGACGGAACCCUGGUGCUCGAUUCGGCCAACAAGGUCUCGGCUAAUCACGUGCUUGGCUCGAGGAAUGGCAAGUUCAAGUACUCUUAUCUGCACGGCGGCGUGACCACGUUUGAGCCCUCCUACGAUUUGGCUAAGAACUCGUGGGAUUUUGCGGUUUCUCGGAGGGUUUAUGGUGAUGAUGUGUUCAGGGCUUCGUACCAGACGUCGAGCAAGCUGUUGGGGUUGGAAUGGUCGAGGAAUUCAAAAAUUAAUGGCUCUUUCAGGGUUUUAGCAUCCGUCAAUUUGGCUGAGGAGCAAAAAAUCCCAAAAUUAACUGCUGAGAGUACCUGGGAUUUCGAGAUGUGA
Messenger RNA from Prunus armeniaca (apricot), 639 nucleotides. NCBI's taxonomy places the organism in Eukaryota, Viridiplantae, Streptophyta, Magnoliopsida, Rosales, Rosaceae. The record is from the annotation of a GenBank genome assembly.